UCGUUUGCGUGCUUCACAUGGGGGAACCAAUGUGUCUCUCUCUCUCUCUUUAUUAUCUUGUGGAUACUUUAGGGUUUCUAUUUCCUCUAAUAAAAAAAUUGGGAUUGGGGGAAAAUUCCCAAGUUGCAAUUUUUUCUUCUUCUUUGAGCUCAGUGUUACUGUUACGGUGUUACCUCUAGUAAUGGCUUGUCUUCGUAGCUUCUCAAGGAGAAGUCUUUACCCAAAAUGGUUCUGCUACAAGACCUCAUCAAGGCCUGCUGAUCUUCUUCAACAUCAUCAUAUCAAAGAUUCUACUGGAUCCAGUCUCCCGGACUCAAGUCUUCUGAUUCGUAGCUUUCACAGGCAAGUUUUCUCUGAAGAUAGAAGGACUAUGUCUUUUGUUCAAUCAAUGGGUUCUUCUGGAGUAUUGCUAUGUAGUAGACACAUGUCUUCUAAACCAGAAGAGUUGUGUCCAAUGAUUGAUGCUUUUGGAAAUGUUGCUGAGGAACUUGUCUCUGAUAAAUCUGUGGGAGCAAUGGCUACUGUAGAUCAGUGCAGUGCAGCAAUUGAGAAUUUUUCAUUCCCUGGGGACUUCGUGCAUUAUGUGAUUAAUGGAAUCCAUGAGCUCACUGGUUUAAAUUGGUGGAUGUCAAUUCUUCUUACGGCUUUUCUGGUUAAUGUACUGAUGUCACCAGUCUCUAUGCGGGUUCAGAGACAUGGUUUGGAACUACAGAUUUUAAUUAGGACCAUUGAGAAAGUGCAGAGAAUUAAAAAGGUCGGUAACCGUGAAACUCUAGCUAAAUCCAAAAAAUGGGAAGCAGAGUUGAUGAAAGGAUUCGAAGACAGAUGCUUUUCUUUCUUGACACAUUUUGUUCCUGAUGCAUUCGUCUACAUCAGCUUCAUGAGUGGGAUUACAACCAUGGCUAAGAAAAUCCCUGAACUUUCAACUUCAGACAGCUUAUACAUCAUGCCUUUACUGGCAGGCUUCACUUUCUGGUUCUCAUCAGAGAUCCACAACAGAAGAAGUCUUUUAUCCAGAAUGAAGAGACUCCCUUUAUUUCCUAUUAUCUUUGUCGUGCUCCAAGCUACAUAUGAAUAUGAACCGGCAGUAUACUUUUACAUGAUCACAUCUAGAAUCUAUGUAUCCACAUUAUUAUUGAUGUUGAGGAACAAGCAGAUAGUAAAGUUGAGAAGCAUCCUGGGGUGGCCAGAUGUUCCAGUAACAACGGUCUCUCAGCAGCAAAAGGUUAUGGCGAGAUUGAUAUGUCGGCUGAGAGAAUUUAUUGACGUGGUGAAGAAGAAUGACAAGAAGUGAAUCUGCUUUUGCUUUCUUUAGUCUCUCUAUCUCUUUGUCUUUGAAUCAAAUUUGACUUGAAUACUCUGUUUUAUGUACAACUUAUUGUAGCUAUUUCAGAUAAAGAACCAUCCGUUAAAUCGUAAUUGAUCUACAA
Messenger RNA from Camelina sativa (false flax), 1430 nucleotides. Its product is annotated as OxaA/YidC-like membrane insertion protein. The record is from RefSeq and is a predicted model, not a curated record. NCBI's taxonomy places the organism in Eukaryota, Viridiplantae, Streptophyta, Magnoliopsida, Brassicales, Brassicaceae. Gene Ontology annotation, cellular component: mitochondrial inner membrane. Gene Ontology annotation, molecular function: membrane insertase activity. Gene Ontology annotation, biological process: protein insertion into mitochondrial inner membrane from matrix.